CGUUUUCUUCAGCUGCAACUUCUCGCUAUCACUCAGUUCAGUGUCUGUAGUAGAGGAUAGAGAUCCUUUCAGAAAGGGAAACCUAGGGUUAGGGUUUUCGUUUUGGUGCAGAGCCAUGGAAGCCGCAGUUGUUGACCCGGGCUCCAGCAUCCUCAAAGCCGGUUUUGCAAUUCCCGACCAAACUCCCGCCAUGAUAAUUCCCACCCAGAUGAAACGAAUGCUUGAUGAUGGGUCAGUGACGGAUAACCCGGCAGUUGAUGACGUUGCCAUCGAUCCGGUGUACCGAGGUUAUAUCAGAGAUUGGGAUGCCAUGGAGGAUUUGCUACAUUAUGUGUUGUAUACUGGUCUUGGAUGGGAAAUAGGCAAUGAAGGACAAAUACUGUUCACGGAUCCGCUUUGUACCCCAAAGGCUAACAAGGAACAGUUAGUGCAACUGAUGUUUGAAACAUUCAACAUAUCUGGAUUUUAUGCCUCUGAACAAGCAGUGCUGUCGCUAUAUGCUGUUGGACGUAUCUCUGGAUGCACAGUUGAUAUUGGUCAUGGAAAAAUAGAUAUUGCACCGGUGAUUGAGGGUGCUGUUAACCAUAUUGCCUCAAGAAGAUUUGAGUUUGGAGGUAUUGAUCUAACUAAUUUCCUGGCCCAAGAACUUGGCAAAUCCAAUCCACUGGUGAAUAUCAGCAUCUCUGAUGUUGAGAAAAUAAAACAGCAAUACUCGUGUUGUGCUGAAGAUGAAUUAGCUUAUCAGAAUACCCAAAAUUCUUGUCCUGUGGAGACUCAUACUCUUCCUGAUGGACAGGUGAUAACAAUUGGAAGAGAAAGAUAUACUGUUGGUGAAGCUUUAUUCCAGCCAUGUCUAUUGGGUUUAGAGGCUCAUGGCAUUGUUGAGCAGCUUGUCCGUACUAUUUCAACUGUGUCAUCUGAUAAUCAUAGGCAACUUCUGGAAAAUACUGUGGUUUGCGGUGGCACUUCUUCUAUGAUUGGUUUUGAAGAGAGGUUUCAGAAGGAAUCUUCCUUAAGUUCAUCUGCUGUUCGACCAACUUUGGUUAAGCCUCCAGAAUACAUGCCAGAAAAUAUAACUACGUAUUCUGCAUGGGUGGGAGGUGCCAUACUUGCCAAAGUAGUUUUUCCUCAAAAUCAGCAUGUGACCAAGGCGGAGUAUGAUGAAACUGGGCCUUCCAUUGUUCACCGGAAAUGCUUUUGAUGGAAUUCAUAUGCAUGAUCUCCUCAAGCAGCCAGUUUCUUUACACCUGUAUCAGUACAUGUGAUAGGCCCUCAUUUGACUUUAGAUUCUAAAUGCUAGUCUUGCUAGAUGUUCAGGUACUUGUGGGAAUUUAAAAACUGUAGUGGAUCUCCAUUAACUAAAUGCAAUUGUAUCGGGUGUCCCAGGCACUACAAGUAGAUGAUUUCAGUUAAGCAUUGUUAUGAUAGAAUCGUAUAUAGAUAUGCUGCAGCAAUAAUAACAUUAUCAUUGUAAUGAGCAAGCCUGCGAGAGUUGAGUUUGGUCCUCGGUGACUACUUGCACAGAUUUUCUGCACCGCUUCUAUUAUAGCAUAUAACUAAUUUUUAC
This is a messenger RNA of Abrus precatorius (Indian licorice), 1567 nucleotides long. RefSeq names its product actin-related protein 7-like. The transcript has 7 exons. Gene Ontology annotation, biological process: anatomical structure morphogenesis. Gene Ontology annotation, cellular component: nucleus. Bases 116 to 1201 code for a protein of 361 amino acids. The record is from RefSeq and is a predicted model, not a curated record. Lineage: Eukaryota; Viridiplantae; Streptophyta; Magnoliopsida; Fabales; Fabaceae.